Cricetulus griseus (Chinese hamster) is the source of this 2889-nucleotide messenger RNA. Lineage: Eukaryota; Metazoa; Chordata; Mammalia; Rodentia; Cricetidae. The record is from RefSeq and is a predicted model, not a curated record.
CUAUGAUAGCCAGGAUCCCCGCAGAGCCAAGACCUUCUCCAGAAGGUGACCCUUCCCCUCCACCACCACCAACACCGAUGUCAGCCUUGGUUCCUGACACUCCCCCAGACACCCCUCCUGCCAUGAAGAAUGCCACUAGUCCUAAGCAGCUCCCACUGGAACCAGAGAGUCCCACUGGGCAGAUCUCGCCUCGGCCAGCUCCCCCACAGGAAGAGUCCCCAUGCUCAGAAGCAAAGAGCAGGGGAACCACCCCACCAGCCACAGGCCCAAGGGACGCCAGGCCUUCUCGAAGGAGUAGCCAGCCAUCCCCAACAACAGUGCCAGCUUCAGAUAGCCCCCCCACCAAACAAGAUGUAAAGAAGGCAGGAGAGAGACACAAGCUUGCCAAAGAGCGACGAGAAGAGCGGGCCAAGUACCUAGCGGCCAAGAAGGCAGUGUGGCUGGAGAAGGAGGAGAAGGCCAAGGUGCUUCGGGAGAAGCAGCUCCAGGAGCGCCGCCGACGGCUGGAGGAACAACGGCUUAAAGCUGAGCAGCGCCGGGCUGCCCUGGAGGAGCGGCAGAGGCAAAAGCUUGAGAAAAACAAGGAGCGCUAUGAAGCAGCCAUCCAGCGGUCAGUGAAGAAGACAUGGGCUGAAAUCCGACAGCAGCGCUGGUCCUGGGCAGGGGCCCUGCACCACAGCUCCCCCGGACGUAAGACCAGUGGGAGCAGGUGCUCCGUGUCGGCAGUAAACCUGCCCAAACACGUGGACUCUAUAAUCAACAAGCGGCUCUCAAAGUCCUCUGCCACGCUCUGGAACUCCCCCAGUAGAAGUAAGAGGAGGCUCAGCCUUCCAGCCCCCUCCAGAGCCCCUUGUAGCCAGCCAGCCCCCUCCAGAGCUCAGCAAGAAUAUUCAUCCCUGGAGCCCCCAUACUCCAGGUCCCGCCCUACUCUAUCCCAACCAGAGUUAUGUGCCCUUUCCGGGAGCCAGCAUUUGGGUCUGGACCCCAGGACAUAUCUCCUCCUCCACGCUCCUAUCCCGCGCCUCCAGGUGCAGAAAAAGGAGAAGAAGGACAAGGAGCGGGAAAAUGAGAAGGAAAAGAGCGCCCUGGCCCGCGAGCGCAGCCUCAAGAAGCGCCAAUCGCUGCCAGCGUCUGUGAGACCCAGGCUCUCUACCGGGGCUGAGCACAGCCCUAAGUCCAAGGCCCGGCCAUCCUCUCCCUCUACAACCUGGCACAGACCUGCCUCCCCCUGCCCCAGUCCAGGACCAGGCCAUGCCCUUCCUCCAAAACCACCAUCCCCCCGAGGCACCACUGCAUCGCCCAAGGGGCGGGUUCGGAGGAAGGAGGAGGCAAAAGAGAGCCCGAGCCCAUCAGGGCCUGAGGACAAGAACCACAGCAAGAGCAGAACCAUUGAGGAGAAGGAGCCAGUGGCCCUAGUGUCACCAGCGCCCUCACCGGUGCCCUCACCCACCCCAGCCCAGCCUCAGAAAGAGCAGCCCUCAACAGAGACUCCUGCAGACACCGCUGUCCCGACUGCCCCUCCUACUGCUGCUCCCCCGGUAACCCCUAGCAAACCUAUGGCGGGAACCACAGACCGAGAAGAAGCCACCCGGCUCCUGGCUGAGAAGCGGCGCCAGGCUCGGGAACAGAGGGAACGCGAAGAACAGGAGCGGAAACUGCAGGCCGAAAGGGACAAGCGAAUGCGGGAGGAGCAGCUGGCACGGGAGNNNNGGGGUGGUGCGGCGCGCGAGGCCGAGGCUCGGAGGCGGGAGGAGCAGGAGGCUCGAGAGAAGGCCCAGGCUGAGCAGGAGGAGCAGGAGCGGCUGCAGAAGCAGAAAGAGGAAGCUGAAGCUCGGUCCCGGGAAGAAGCUGAGCGCCAGCGCCUGGAGCGGGAAAGGCACUUCCAGAAGGAGGAGCAAGAGAGACAAGAGCGAAGAAAGCGGCUGGAGGAGAUCAUGAAGAGGACUCGGAAGUCAGAAGCUGCUGAAACCAAGAAGCAGGAUGGAAAGGAGACCACAGCCAACAAUUCCGGCCCAGACCCUGUGAAAGCUGUAGAGACUCGGCCUUCGGGACUACAGAAGGAUUCUGUGCAGAAAGAGGAGCUGGCCCCUCAGGAGCCACAGUGGAGUCUGCCAAGCAAGGAGAUGCCAGGGUCCCUGGUAAAUGGCCUGCAGCCUCUCCCAGCACACCAGGAGAAUGGCUUCUCCCCAAAGGGAACUGCUGGAGAGAAGAGUCUGGGUCGAACACCAGAGGGACUCCUCCCAUUUGCAGAGGCAGAAGCCUUCCUCAAGAAGGCAGUGGUGCAACCCCCACAGGUCACAGAAGUCCUUUAAGCAAUUGCCUUGGACCCGGGUGCAGCUUGAAGGUUCCUAUGUAUCAGCUCUUGGGUGUCUGGAAGAGAAAGAGAACAAAGAUGGAAGUGGCCUGGGCCCCUCGGGUUGGGUCCUUUCUGUUGUUUUUAAUCUGCACCUUCUAGACUGAUGUGUCUUUGGCGGGAAGCAGACUCUGCCCCUCAGUGCAUCUGUGUGCUCACACACUCAGACACCCAUCUUCCCCAUACACACAUACACUCACAGCCUCUCUGGCCUCCCCCUGGGGAAGGACCACUUGUAGUAUUUGCCUUGGUUUGGUGGGGUACAGUGGAUGUGAAUACUGUAAAUAGCUUGUGCUCGGACACCUCUACAUGGAGGAGGUGGGUACAGGAGGCAGUCCCUCCUCCCAAGGCUCCCUGGUCAUCUUCCUCUAUUUAACUGUAACCGAGGGAGAACCCAGGUCUGGGAACGAGGGGGGCACCUUGGGCCACACAAAUACUGGUUGCUUCGGGGUAAUGCCCUCUGUCCUCGCCUGGAAUCAGUGUUACUACAUCUGAUCAAACUUCUCCAGAAAUAAAGUGAAAAUAAUUCUGCCAAA